AUGGGAGAUGGGAGCGACACACCCAAUUCCACAGGAAUAUCGCAACGAACCAUUCGUCAGACAUGCAAUCUUUACUCUCACUGCGCUAUGUGGGGCUGCGAGAAACGGUACGAUACGACCACCCUACGAACAUCUCGACUUCGCGUUGGUGCAACACAGCAAGGCGACUGCCUCUGUCCGGAAGAGACUUUCCGUAGAACCCAGAGUGCGACUCGCUCUAAUGGCAAGCCUGACCUUGGCUACUUCGGACACUUUCUUGGCCGCUGGGAAACGGUGGCACAGCAGAUGAACAGUGGACUGAGCCUUUUGGAACAAUGGGAGAGGAGCAAGCUCAAGGGGAAGCAGACUCCGACCGUAGCAAACAUCGACCCAGAGCUGAGUGUAGCUUUGGCACGCCUACAACCACAAUUGGAGUUCCGGCUAGCCGUGAACCCAAAGACCGAUCACCCACUUACGAAACUGCAAGAUGUGGAAAUUAGAAAUGAUCUCCCGAUUCGGUUUGCACCCUCGCCGAAGCAUUUCCAUUUGGGCUGA
Messenger RNA from Hyaloscypha bicolor E, 534 nucleotides. RefSeq lists its product as uncharacterized. The transcript has 2 exons. The record is from RefSeq and is a predicted model, not a curated record. The coding region runs from base 1 to 534 and encodes 177 amino acids. NCBI's taxonomy places the organism in Eukaryota, Fungi, Ascomycota, Leotiomycetes, Helotiales, Hyaloscyphaceae.